Messenger RNA from Olea europaea var. sylvestris, 1535 nucleotides. RefSeq lists its product as uncharacterized. Bases 184 to 1410 code for a protein of 408 amino acids. The transcript has 2 exons. Lineage: Eukaryota; Viridiplantae; Streptophyta; Magnoliopsida; Lamiales; Oleaceae. The record is from RefSeq and is a predicted model, not a curated record.
UAAAAAGAAACUAAAUAUUGCUGUUUCAACUUUAUCCAUAUUUUUAAAUCCUUUGAAUAGCUUUUAUGAAUUGUGUUGAUAUGUUUUUCACAUUUUUGUGGACAUUGAUCUUUAGUUUCUCACUCCUAAGCUAAUAAAAUUCCUGAAGACGAGCACGAGCACGAGCACGAGCAGAAGGAAGAGAUGUACGUGACAAAACCGCGAUCCCUCUAUCGCAACCAUCCAGGUGCUCUCUACGUGCAGCCACUGCGAGACGCUCCAUAUUCCGGUCAGCUAGUCGUUUCGGACGAAGAAUCAGAGGGCAUAGGUUUAUCUUGUUAUGGGAUAUUCAGGAGAAACAAAAUAAAGAGGCUUCCAUUCCCUCAGGACAGGAUUUUGAAGGUUGUAAAUGCAUCAGUACAUGAAGAUGUUAGCAUUAAAAAGGUCUGGUUUAUACCAGUAAUUGAUCAGCCUCUUUCAUCCAACAGAUACUAUGUUAUUAAGGCGAAGGGCAAACAUAAAGGACAGGCAUACACAUGUUCUAGAGAAGAUGCUUCAGCAAUAUGUUGCUUUAACGAUGUCCGAAAUAAUCGAAAAACAAGGCCUUUCGAUUACAGGGACAGAUAUCAACAAGUCGAGAUUCAUCGUCAUCACAGUGGUGGAUUCUUAGCGAAAUCAAUCGAAUGGGAUGGUAAUCCUCCUAGUUUUCUCAGAACAUCAGGAUGGGAAGUUUACACUGUUAAGUCUUACAAAUUUCAUUUAUCAAAAGCUCCAGGACUUAACAUUUCUCUCUUGCAAGAACUCCCUGAAUUGAAUGUUCCUUUAUAUUCCAAGUAUUCCACUCCAAUUAUUAUUGGAAAAUGGUACUGCCCUUGUGUGUUUGUGAAAGAUGAAGCCCACAGAGUGAAAGAACAAAUGAGAAAAUCUAUGUUCUAUGAACUGAGUCUAAACUUAAGGUGGGAACAAAUAUAUGCAUGCGGAAAAGAGUCAGUCACCCGGGAUAUCUCCCAAGACAUCCAUCAAUAUUCUGGACACCGUGAAAACAACGUUGUUGUUGUUGUUGUUGAUGAAAGAGUAAAAAGGUUGGUUUCUUUGGUAUGCGGAGUAGAAGCCGAGAAAGAUGAAGGUAGAUUGGAUGCCGAAGGGUUUGUUUGGUUUAAGGCGAAAGAACAACAUAGGAGGAGAGUAAGUGCUGGUUUGAGUUUGGCCAUUUUGGAGAAAAUAAGGUUGCUACAAGCGACAAGAGGAUGGUUUGAUGGACAUAGGGAGGUGAGAGUGAAGGGUAGAAAGGAGGUUAGAAGUGAUAUUGUGUGGAGAAAGUUUGGUUGCUAUGUUUUGGUGGAGAGUUUUGUUUUGAGGAGAAUGGAUGGGAGUGUGUUAUUAACUUCAAUUUUCAGAAAUACUAGUAAGAUUGAGUGCAAAUGGGAGUGAGGCUUGCAUAAAGAUUGAUCCAUGUGCAUCUAUUGAAUGCAUGUUUUGUACAUAUUACUGAACAUUACUAUUAACAAACUUUUAACUCUUUUACCUUAGUAAUGUUCGAUAUUAUCUAUUUAAUA